Messenger RNA from Limulus polyphemus (Atlantic horseshoe crab), 1152 nucleotides. RefSeq lists its product as uncharacterized. NCBI's taxonomy places the organism in Eukaryota, Metazoa, Arthropoda, Merostomata, Xiphosura, Limulidae. The transcript has a single exon. The record is from RefSeq and is a predicted model, not a curated record. The coding region runs from base 1 to 1152 and encodes 383 amino acids.
AUGGAAAAUUUAGUCCUAGCUUUAGGUCCUGGUGUACAUAACUAUCAACCAUUUUGGCAAAGCUGUUCAGAAUUAGAAGAUCUGUACAAUCCACCAAACCUCCAAACGCUAUGCAAAGCGAAAAUUAUUAGACACGUCUCGUUAAGAAGACUGAAGCUCUUUGAAAGUACACCACACUUACCAAAAUUACUAGUGAAAUAUCUAUUCAACCUCACCACCAAUGACUUCGAAGGUAUUGAAUGCGCUCCUUUUAUUGACACAUUUAACCUAACUUUCUACCACCGAGCCUUAACAUAUCGUGUCAGGUGUCAGCUAGAUGAUCAAAUAUAUCUGGCUACUUACGGUAAUGGCGCCCAUCAUUCUCGUGACAGCUGUGAGCAGAGUCGACGAAGUUGGGUUAAAAUACGCCAUCGACAUAUUAUGUGUGUUUAUGCAGAGGUUACGGACGAAUCAACGGGUAAUGAUUUUUAUCUCUUGGACAUCCCACAGACUACUCUUGAGCACGUGCAUGCUCUUAUGUUUAGCUGUGGCUUGACCAUCCCUGAAAGUCAGUUGUGGGAAUUGGCUUACCAACUAAGUUCGGCGUUACUUCACAUGUUGUCACAUGGACUCCACUAUGGGCCAUUUGGUCUAGACAAUAUUUUUAUGAUUGGAAACACUAUUGCAUUAGAAAACGGACUGACCAGGAAGUCUCGGAUUGAGUCUUUACGAGAUUCUGUUUGUCGACAGAAUUACAACAGCGCAUGUCAGAGACUUAGGAAAGGGGUCAAAAAGGUAAAACCAAGCUCUAAAAAGGAUGUAUCUAACUUUAUUAAUGAAGCAUCGGAAACAAAAGCAGUGUGGUACAUUGGAUACAUUCUUUGUAAACUGGCAACUACAAGUUUCGGAAAUGCCCCUUUUCUGCGUCCUUCGGCCUUGCCUCACCAUGGUUACUUGUUUCCACAGAGUUUCCUGUCAGGAGAGCUCCGUAACUUGUAUUCAGCAGAACUGAGACAACUGAUAAUGAGCACGCAAUUUCCAAAUUCUCUAAAGAAACCAACACUGGAAGCAAUCAACAUUCUGGCCCAUACAAUGCUCCACAAGUUCAGUCCAAAAUCACUUCAGGCAUCAGAAUGUCAUUUUCUCGACUGGCUCCUGAACUCCAUCCCCUGA